GAGAGCAGGAUGGAGAGAACAUACAGCAGUAAUGGAUCAUCCAGAGUAAUCAGCUGAGGUGUUACUGCAGCGUUCAGGGAUUCUGACCCAAUCGUGUUUUCUAGUAGUUACAGAGGGUGGAGCCUGAUGUGAAAAACAAGAAGUGUCAGCAACAGCUACAUGUUCAGGAACGAGAGUGAAGCAGAGACGGACAAGUGAGUCCAGAGCAUCAGAACCUCAAGAUGGACGGAGUGUGUGAUGAUGACCUCUGCUGGCUGCACAUUGAAGACUUCAGGAUGCUCCUGGUCAAAACCAUUGAGCCAUCCAGGAUCACUCCUUACCUACGCCAGUGUCAGGUGAUCAGCGCUGAGGAUGAAGAGCAGCUCUUCAAUGACCCGACCCUCGUCAUCCGGAGGAGAAAAGUAGGAGCCCUGCUGGACAUGCUCCAGAUGACAGGUGAGAAAGGUCACACCGCCUUCCUGGAGAGUCUGGAGCUGGACUACCCUCAGGUGUACAGCCGGAUCACGGGGAAGGAACCCAACAGGACCUUCAGUAUCCUCAUUGACACAGCAGGGGAAUCUGGUCUGACGCAGUUCCUGAUGUCGGAGCUCGGCCGCCUGCAGAGGGCGCUACAAGACGAGAGGAAGCGCCGCCAGCAGGCCUGCUCUGUGGCCAAGGAACAGGAGGCAUUCUCUCGCCAGCAGAAGCUCAAAGAGCGCGAGCUGAAGAAGCUGAGUGAGCGCGUGCAGAAGAUCCGGGAGGAGCGUCAGCGGCUGUGCGAGGAGCUGAAGCAGCUCAGAGACCACAACUACAGCCUGAUGGCCGACAUCAACACACUGAACCAGGAGAAGAGCGCUGCCCAGCUGGCCAACAGAGACUUACAAAUAGAGGUGGAGCGUCUGAAGCACACGUUACUGCGAGCAGAGAACCAGACUCGGCUGCUGAGGCGACGGACAAUGAGAUCAUUGCAACAGAGCAGGAACAUGGCUCCUCCCCCAGAUACCUCCUUCCACAUGCCAGAGGAGCAGAAAGAGGAGAAGCCAAAAGAGAUGCCGAACCUGCAGAAGAGUCCAACUCUUCCUCCGAUGAACCUCCUUGCCAACGUGUUCAGACUGAAGAGAGAACUCCACACUGCGGAGGAGCAGAAGGCCAGGAGUUUGGAGGAGAAGGAGGAACUGGAGUUGCACUGUGUUCAGUUGAAAGGAGAUGCCAAAAUGUUCCAGCAGCAGAACAAACAAACCCUGCGACAGCUGGACGAGGUGAUCAAAGAGAGGGACAAGGCACUGGCAUGGCAGGCGCAGCUGCAGGAGGAGGUGCGGCUACUCCUGCAGGAAAAGGACCAGCACAGGGAGGGCGUGAGACAGCUGAGUGAGAAGAGCGACAGGCUGGAGCUCCAGCUGCUGAGGUCACAGGGGGAGGAGCUACAGCUGAGGACACGCCUCCGUAAAAUGACCUUUAACUCUAGCCAGUGUGAGAAGAGUGUGACCAGCGAGGACGAGGACCCCACAACGAGUGCCACUAAAGGCAGCAGUGAGGAGGUGCACAGCGGGAUGUCAGGGGAGAACAAGGAGCUGCACAGCGGGAUGUCAGGGGAGACCGAAGACGUCCACAGCGGGAUGUCAGGAGAGACCGAGGAGGUGGCAUGUCCUGUAGGAGGAGUCAGCGAGUCUGAGCAUGGGCCUCCAUCCUGGGAAGAGCAGAGUGACAGCAGUUUUGCCCCUGAAGGUCGUCAAAACUUUUUCUACCGCAGGAAGCGGGCCCUGAGAUCAAAGUUCACCAAUGUGGGGAGCGGAGCCAGCAACUUGGACGACAGCAGUGGCAGUGACAUCACAGAGUCGGACUGAAAGCUGGAGGUUUACAGGAGAUAAAUAGACCUGGCAGGAAGUGAACACCGAUCAUCAGAUUCAGGGAUGAAGCAAUCUUAUUUUGUGAAUCGGGUCUGAACUUCCUGUCUUACUGAAGCCGAGUUCAAUUCAUUGUGUUUCCGUACGUGGCGGACAUGUCCGACCUCAAGCUGUCAAGCAGGAAUCUCAGACCUGGACACGACGGAUGCAGGUGGCUGUUUAUGUGAACAUCAGCCGCACAGUCGACUCCAGUUUUCUGCUUGUUUGACUGAAAUGUUUCAUCUUUUUAUCGCUGUAAUAAAAAAACU
Molecule: messenger RNA, 2131 nt
Organism: Cololabis saira (Pacific saury)
Lineage: Eukaryota; Metazoa; Chordata; Actinopteri; Beloniformes; Belonidae
Gene: card9
Product: caspase recruitment domain family, member 9
Exons: 14
Coding region: 222-1823 (533 amino acids)
Biological process (GO): positive regulation of canonical NF-kappaB signal transduction; regulation of apoptotic process
Source: RefSeq, a predicted model, not a curated record